Messenger RNA from Necator americanus (New World hookworm), 531 nucleotides. RefSeq lists its product as uncharacterized. The transcript has 4 exons. Gene Ontology annotation, molecular function: cyclin-dependent protein serine/threonine kinase inhibitor activity. NCBI's taxonomy places the organism in Eukaryota, Metazoa, Nematoda, Chromadorea, Rhabditida, Ancylostomatidae. Gene Ontology annotation, cellular component: nucleus. Gene Ontology annotation, biological process: regulation of cell cycle. The coding region runs from base 1 to 531 and encodes 176 amino acids. The record is from RefSeq and is a predicted model, not a curated record.
AUGUAUUUCUCAUUUCAUUCAGUCAACUUACGUCAUAGAAUGUCGUCUUCGAGCUCAUCAGCCAAGACAAAAAGGUCUGCCCGAAGAUGUCUGUUUGGCCGUGCAGAUCCUGCUCUCACCCAGCAAUGGCUGAACGACAGGCUCGAAGAAAUCCGAAGGAGAGAAGAAGCGAAAUGGGGCUUCAAUUUCUCCUGCGAAGUUCCACUUCCGGGUACUUCCGAGUACGAAUUCUCUCCCAUUGCUGAAGAGUCUGUGCCGGAGUUCUAUAGAACUAAGCUGAUCUCUUCGGCUGUCACCUCACCAGCUAAGGAGAACCGCACAGAGCUCUCCAUCUCGGACGACUCGGAUUCAUCAAUGAUGGAUAUGUCGAUGAGUCCCAUCACUCCAGCCAAACGCGAGCAUGCCACGCCAAAGAAACGCCACGGAAAAGUCACCGAUUACAUGGUGGUCCGCAAGAAGCGUCUCCAACACUCCCCGAAACGACUGGACAUAGUUCUGCCAGAGGGUGGUCGCCUUGCUGCUCGCGUUUGA